Messenger RNA from Symbiodinium pilosum, 1221 nucleotides. The record is from the annotation of a GenBank genome assembly. Lineage: Eukaryota; Dinophyceae; Suessiales; Symbiodiniaceae.
AUGUGCACGGGGGCAGCUACAGCUGAAAUGUCACGCAGUGUUUUGCAGAACCAUGUUCGGGCAUCUGGUUAUGACAUGAAAAUUGAGACUGUGGCCGUGUGGGAAUGGAGCGAGAAGUGCCACCCGCUCAUGGUGAACAAUCUCCGGUGGUGCCAGGAGGUGACAGGCUUUCCGGAACACCCCCACAUGUUCGUGGACAUAGAGGCGUUGAGCCCUAGCAAUUGCUACAGGCCCGGAGCAUCCUACAAGCAGAAGAAGUUCAUCAUCAUGUCGAGUUGGCUUCAAGCGUCCUCGCCGUGUUUGAGCUGCUGUGAGCCGCUUUGUCGCGUCCCUGAAGCAGAUUUUGGGAUAAGCGGCCUACCCUGCACUGACAUGUCAGCAGCUGGGCUACGCCAAAAAAGGCAUGGGCCAACGAACAGCGUGUACAUGAACCACGCAAAGUACAACAAGAAGAUGCGCACCCCUCUAUUCAUCGUGGAGUGUACGCCAGAGCUGGACAUGGGAAUGAUGGAAGACUUGCACUCGCCUGACUAUGAGUUCUAUCAGACGUUUUGUGAGCCUGCGGAUGUAGGGUUCUUUGGAACUUCCCGAAAGCGCACAUACGUGUUUGGGGCUCACGUUGAAAGAACCUCCGUGUUGCACGACCCUUUGGAGCUCCAUGACAAGGUUCGUGGGGUCCUGUCUCGCAGGGCACAGACACGGCCACGUGACUACUUGAUUGCCACGGACCUCGAAGUACGUAUGGAAGCACAGGACUUGUGCCGCAAGAGGGGCGUCAGGUACCAAGAGACGAAUCGAGACCUGAGCUAUGUGUUAACCAAAAGAGAAGGUGACGCCCUCCGUGAAUAUGAGCUUGAAUAUUUCAGACGGACAGGGGAGUUGGCGAGCCACAAUGAAGACCUCCUGGUGUGUCUCGGGGAUAACCCCUCCUUCUCCUUGACCUGGAGUCUGAAUGGCAAGGUGCCAUGCUACCGAAAGGGCCACGGCCUCUUGUGGAGUCCGAAAUACGCCCGCUGGGUCACAGCCCGUGAAAGGCUGUGCAGUAUGGCGUGGCCUGUCCUGCCAGCCAUCGCCGACUCCCUCCCAGCACCUUGCGUGGGAGCCACCGACAUCAAACGAGCCAGCGACUUGGCUGGAAAUGCGAUGCACUUUAUCAAUGCUGGUGCGCAACAGCUUCUCGGACUUGCGGCUUUCGGGCCGGAGUGUCCAAUGAUGAUCUAA